AUUUCAACUGCCCUUGAUUAUCUCUGCAGUGGAUUUUUGACUGCUGUUGUUAUCCACUGACUCUACCGCGGUGGCUUCUUCGGAACCCCUGUUGCUCACGAUGUCCACCUCGGAAAAUGACCCUCCGACCUAUAAGAUCCUAGGGACGUCCGGUAUGACCUUGGAAAUGGCCCGAUUGAUCAUCGGUAUCCCGUGCUUGAACUGUCUUCCUGAUUUGGAUGUGGAGACAUUUUGGUGCGUUACUCUGCCGGGGAGAAUAGCGUGCCAGAAGUGCCAUGAUGGUAAAAGAAAAUGCGAAGAGGUUUCCUUGACGCCAGAUGUGGAGCAUGCGCUUAUCCUCCGCGGAUACAUAUUUUAUGCCUCCAGGCUUGGGUUCCCUACCCGCUGGCAAAAGGAUGAGCUGGCGACGCUCAUAGCCAAAAUCAUGAGACCGCCAUUAUCCCCAAGUCCAGGAACAGAGGCUGCUCGAGUGGCAGCUGAACCUCUGAUCCCCUGUCUGCUAGACCUAAGUCCGGCAACACAGGCAGAGAUGAUGACUGAAGACUCUCUGAAUGUGGAUCCAUCUUAGUUGUAUUAGAUUGAUCGUACAAAAUUUCAACCAGGGAAGCGGUCUAUGCUUGCAGGGCAGGGUUGACGAAUUGGAACUGCGGGUGAUAGUGUGGCCCCCCCGCCGCGGGGGGGGGGGGGGAGCGACGCGCCAAUAGCGAUACUUCACUCUUGAGAAUUUCAAAUGACAUUGGUACUCCAACUUGGUAGCUCGUUGAAAUCGCGCAGAAGCAGUUGCUAUUGCUGGAAAGUAUGGAGAAACCAUAUAGGCAAGGUGUUAUUUGGAAUAGGUACUUCGUACGGGGUAACUAGUAUGUAU
This is a messenger RNA of Coccidioides posadasii C735 delta SOWgp, 865 nucleotides long. RefSeq lists its product as uncharacterized. NCBI's taxonomy places the organism in Eukaryota, Fungi, Ascomycota, Eurotiomycetes, Onygenales, Onygenaceae. The record is from RefSeq and is a predicted model, not a curated record.